GUGAAGUGUUAUCUUACAGGCAGCGUGCGAUCCGGAGGGACAAAGAGCCAGGAUGAUUCUGGCCACGCUGAAGGGCUUCGGGAAGCAGCUGCUGCGUGUCAAGGUGGUGGACUACAACACCGAGGACUCACGUCUCUCCCGAUGUCUCAACACCUUCGACCUGGUGGCUCUCGGGGUAGGCAGUACUCUGGGAGCUGGGGUGUAUGUCCUGGCCGGGGCCGUGGCCAGAGAGAACUCUGGUCCAGCCAUUGUCCUGUCCUUCCUCAUCGCAGCGCUGGCCUCGGUGCUGGCUGGUCUGUGUUACGCUGAGUUUGGGGCCCGCGUCCCCAAGACGGGCUCGGCCUACCUGUAUAGUUAUGUUACUGUUGGAGAGCUCUGGGCCUUCAUCACCGGAUGGAACCUCAUCCUCUCUUACAUUAUAGGAACCUCUAGCGUGGCUCGGGCAUGGAGCGCCACAUUUGAUGAGCUGAUUGGUCGACACAUCGAGCAGUGGUGCCGGGUCCACAUGGCGAUGAAGGCCCCAGGGAUCCUGGCUGAAUACCCAGACAUGUUCGCUGUCAUCAUCAUCAUCAUUCUCACAGGCCUACUAGCGUUUGGAGUGAAGGAGUCAGCCAUGGUGAACAAGGUGUUCACUUGUAUUAAUGUGUUAGUACUGGUGUUCGUGGUCAUCUCAGGGCUGGUCAAAGGAACUGUAAAGAACUGGCAUCUGAACCCCGAUGAAAUCCUCAACAUCACUGUCAACGCAACACUGAAUAUGACAGAGUCCUUGCCAUCGAAGGAGAGUCUGGGUCAGGGAGGCUUCAUGCCGUUUGGCUUUACUGGGGUCCUGUCUGGAGCAGCAACCUGUUUCUAUGCCUUCGUAGGCUUUGACUGUAUCGCCACCACCGGUGAGGAGGUAAAGAACCCACAGAGAGCCAUCCCAAUCGGAAUCGUAGCCUCUCUCCUCAUCUGUUUCGUGGCCUACUUCGGAGUGUCUGGUGCCCUCACCAUGAUGAUGCCCUACUAUAUGUUGGAUAAGAACAGUCCUCUGCCUGUAGCCUUUAAACACGUAGGCUGGGAGGGAGCCACCUACGCUGUGGCUGUAGGGUCACUGUGUGCUCUGUCCACCAGCCUGCUAGGCUCCAUGUUCCCCAUGCCUCGUGUCAUCUGGGCCAUGGCUCAGGACGGACUCCUCUUCAAGAGUCUGGCCCAGAUCAGCGACCGAACCAAAACCCCUCUAAUCGCUACAGUAACCUCUGGAAUGGUGGCAGCGGUGAUGGCCUUCCUGUUUGACCUGAAAGACCUGGUUGAUCUGAUGUCUAUCGGCACCCUGCUCGCCUACACCUUGGUGGCAGCCUGUGUUCUAGUACUCAGGUACCAGCCAGAGCAAUCCAGUAGGGCCUAUCGGAUGGCUUCCACGCUGGACGAGCCAGAAACCUUAGAGUCCAUUAACGAGGGCAGUGUGGGGAUCCUGCCGGGAGCAGAGGAGGUGUUCUGUGCCAAAAACCUGUUGUUCCCUCACAACACAGAACCCAACAACCUGUCUGGCUUCGUAGUCAACAUCUGUACCAGUACAUUAGGAGUGUUGGUGUGUAUCUUCUGUGUGGUAGCAGUGCAGGGAGGCUUUGCUUCCUGGUCUGUCUCUCUACUGAGCCUCAUAUUUACAGCCUGUCUGGCAGUCACUCUACUGGUCUGGAGACAGCCUGAGAGCAAGACCAGUCUCUCCUUCAAGGUGCCCCUGCUUCCCUUCCUCCCAGUGGCCAGUAUGUUUAUCAACAUCUUCCUGAUGUGUCAGCUGGGCCGAGGAACCUGGAUACGCUUCUCUUUCUGGAUGAUCAUAGGUACACUACAUUUAUCU
Messenger RNA from Oncorhynchus masou masou (cherry salmon), 1837 nucleotides. RefSeq names its product high affinity cationic amino acid transporter 1-like. Gene Ontology annotation, molecular function: L-arginine transmembrane transporter activity; L-ornithine transmembrane transporter activity; L-lysine transmembrane transporter activity. NCBI's taxonomy places the organism in Eukaryota, Metazoa, Chordata, Actinopteri, Salmoniformes, Salmonidae. The record is from RefSeq and is a predicted model, not a curated record. The transcript has 10 exons. Gene Ontology annotation, biological process: L-ornithine transmembrane transport; L-arginine import across plasma membrane. Gene Ontology annotation, cellular component: plasma membrane. The annotation marks the transcript as partial.